CAAUAUGGCGGAAAAGAAUAUUUCGUGUUAGCUCCGGGUUUUUUUGGGAUUUGUUUGCAAUUUUACCUUUUUUCCCAGCAAAAUGAAGAUAAAAGGAAGUGUUGCAUUAAUUACUGGUGGAGCUCAAGGAAUUGGUAGAGAAAUAUGCAAGGCUCUUCUCGAAAGGGGUGCAAAAGUGUCAAUUCUGGAUAUUAAAAAGGAAAUUGGACAAGACCAGGUUAAAAACUUCCAAAACAAGUAUGGCGAAAGCAGUGUAGCUUUUGUUCCCUGUGAUGUUACAAACAAGAAUCAAAUGGAAGCUGCAUUUCAAAGAUCCUGGGAUGUCUUUGGAAAUAUUGACAUUGUAUGCAACAAUGCAGGCAUUGUUCACACUGCAGACAUGACAGAUGGAGUCUGGGAUAAAAUGAUUGAUGUAAAUGUGAAAGGCGUGGUUCAUGGAACCAUCUUAGGAAUAAAAUACAUGAGCACCAAUGGAAGCAUGGGACAUGGAGGAACAAUUAUCAAUGUGGCCUCAAUAGCAGGUUUAAUUCCAGCUACUGACAUGCCCGUUUAUGCAGCAACUAAGCAUGCUGUUGUUGGAUUAACGAGAAGUUUGGAGGGCCUUAAAGAUAGCGAUGGUGUUCGAAUCAAUUGUAUUUGUCCCUCGUUCACGGACACCCCGAUGGUGGUAGACGGUGGACUGACCAAUCCACAAUUUCAAGACAGGCUUACCGCCAAAUACAUUCGGAAAUUUGGUUUAUUAAGGCCUGAGUUGAUUGCUUCUGGUGUAAUAGAACUCAUCGAGGAUGACACCAAGAACGCUGCUGUCAUGCGCGUCACGAAACAAAAUGGUAUAGACUACAAAAAGUACUUCCAGCCGAAGCUAUAACUGUCUGCAGUGCUUGAAUAGAUAAUAAAUGAAGACAAUUAGCAAGACGGUGUGUAUGGAUCAGUGGACCUCAAUUGUCAUUAUAGAAUCACUGAUUAACUCGAUUCUCAUUGGACAAGAGAAUUACAGUUAAAUCCCAAAUUGUCCCAAUUAUGUUGAUCAAUUAAGGGAGCACGUUAAAAUUUUAUUUAUUUUUAUUUUUUUAUUUUUUAGCACGUUAAAAUUUUGAUUGUGUUGGUUUAUCUUCGAUUUUAGCGCACGUAAUCUAAGAUAUGACAGGCGUUCCUUGUAGUGCUUGUUUACGUGCGCGCGCUACACUUUAUGGCAGUUGUUCCUUGCUUUAGUCGGGCUAGCGAAUUUACUCCAUUCGGAUCGGCCGAAACCAAAACACUACGAGGAACGCCUGUCACAUGAUGGAUCAGCCAAGUGCAAUAACUUUCUUUACACAAACAAAAUUUUAAUGUGCUCCCUCGGAUCAAUUUUGUGUAUCAUAAACACACGAAAAUCGCACGAUCUUCUCGUACAUUGUACUCGAUAUCUUGCGAUUUCCUAUACAAAUUGUGCGCACUCCAAGUGAUGGAAAUAUAGUUGAAAGUGGUGACUUUCAACUUAUUUUCAUACUAUUGAAAAAGGGGCCGAAGUUUGGCUUGCAAUAUCACUUCUAACAUAUUUUCGAGUGUGAUCUUUGGGAAUGAGAAUGCGCUUAAAUAGGAGACAUGCAUCCUACAUGACUAAGUAUUGUCUUGUGAUAUUGAUCAAUGUCAUGAUUACUAUCAAAUGUCCAUUUCUUCAAACUGCAUGUAUCCUAUGCCUUUAGCAGCGUUGGCUCUCAUGAUUGCUCCAUUCUUGGAAUCGUCAUUGAUGAGCUGAAGAAGACCCUUGGCAAUGAACUCUGGUCUGUAAACAAACAAAGAUAAAACAAGAAGGAAUGAGAGGUUAAUGCAUUCGCCUCUCAUCUCUGGGAUCUCGGGUUCGAUCCUGACACCACUGACAUAUCAGUAGAGUUUAUAAUGUCUUUUCCUUGAUUCAAAGGUAUUUCUUCGGGUUCUCUACAAAACCUAACACGCUAAAUUACAAAUCGAUCUGUGAGUUAA
This is a messenger RNA of Actinia tenebrosa (Australian red waratah sea anemone), 1962 nucleotides long. Its product is annotated as 15-hydroxyprostaglandin dehydrogenase [NAD(+)]. Gene Ontology annotation, molecular function: oxidoreductase activity, acting on the CH-OH group of donors, NAD or NADP as acceptor. Lineage: Eukaryota; Metazoa; Cnidaria; Anthozoa; Actiniaria; Actiniidae. Gene Ontology annotation, cellular component: cytoplasm. The record is from RefSeq and is a predicted model, not a curated record.